AUGGAGGGCUUCGACACCAUCACCAUGAAUUACUUGGCGCCCUCGAUGCAACUGUCGGGCGUAACCGCCCCCGAUGCGCUCCAUGGCCCGCUGCUCCCGCUGGACACGCUCGACGGCCAUUCCAACUUCGACCAGGAAACCUUCGCCGGCAGCGAAGAUGCCGCCUUCCAGCACCACCCCAUGCACCCGGCCCAGCAGCCCGCGCUCAAGCGCUACAACAGCGCCUACGAAGACCCUUUCUCCGACGCUCUGAGCGCCUACGACCAGCAGACCCAGGCUGACACCGCUCUGCCCGACGGCGACACGGUCGAGCGCGACAACAAGCUGCUGAGCUUCUCCCCGCCCGCCUUCCCGUACACCAUCCUCGACUUUGCCUACCGUCGCACCUCCAUCUCGCUGUCCGCACAGCUGCGCGGCAUGUUCUUCCUCGCCGAAUCGCCCUGGGCCUCGGCUGCGGACAAUACCGCGCCGCCCACCGAGCUGACCUGCUACCGUCGGAACCUCUUCCAGAUCACCGGCACCAUCACCCUGCCUCGCACCCUGCAGUAUAUCAUGACCGACCAAGGCGACCAGAUCCCAGUGAUAGCCCAGGAAUUGACCAUCUCCGCCACCGAGUCAGUGGAGGGGAACCCGGUGAAGAUCAUAUCAGUCCCGUGGAAGACCCCGGCCAGCAGUGCGCAGGUUGUCGAGGACAAGACGGAGAAAGAACCGCCAUCAAUCCCGCUCGACCUGUCAAACGGACAAGAGCUGGACUCGGAGUUUGUGAGCUUCCCCAUUGCCUGGAAGCGAUUGCAGUUCAGGAUCGCUACGGCGAAUAACGGACGGCGGAAGGAACUCCAGCAGCACUUCGUAGUCAGAUUAAAGGUCAUGGUCACUCUCUCCAACGGGAUGAGAGUCUCCAUCUGCGAAGUCCAGUCGGGUGCCAUCAUUGUCCGCGGACGGAGUCCUCGAAACUUUCAGUCGCGGAAAGACUUUCCAAUUGGUAACAGCACCGCUGCUCGCAAAUCGCACACAACACCUGCCCCGCCAGCUCGGACGCCAACCGGAACAGAAUCCGGCCAGAACCAGCAUGGCCACAAGCGUGAGCACUCGACAGCCACAACCGUCGAAAUCCCGCAAAUGCCGUUCCAAUUUGAUCCCAACGACACGCUUGUCUCACCUGACUUCUUCGAGUGGAAGAUUCCCACUAGCCAGGCGGGAGCUAUGACCGCCAUUCCUCCAGCGCCGGCUUCUUACAACGUACCCCCUGUCCCGGCCUAUCCUCAAUCAAGCCCCGACUUGGCGCGCCACAACUCGCAGCCACGACCGGCGUUGUCGCAGCCCAUCAGCCUGUCUUUGACCGACGACGAAUCCAAGAGACCGGAGUCACCAUCUGAGACUAGCAAAAAGCUCCCGAAGCUAACACAGCCUCCUCCCCGUGCGCCAUCCUUCUCGAUCAACUUGAUCAGUAGUCCGGACGAGAGCGCCGAUCUACUAUACGAAUACUUCCCGCUUGGUCUGGACGAUUGGAUGCCACCCGUGGACGCCGUUUACAGACCACACGUCGUCCACCAUACAAACCUGCCACAAGACCCCAAGGCUGUGGCCGUAAGGAACCGGUCGAAACGCUACUUCUCUGAAUCUUCUCCAUAA
Molecule: messenger RNA, 1632 nt
Organism: Diplodia corticola
Lineage: Eukaryota; Fungi; Ascomycota; Dothideomycetes; Botryosphaeriales; Botryosphaeriaceae
Product: transcriptional regulator vib-1
Exons: 2
Coding region: 1-1632 (543 amino acids)
Biological process (GO): positive regulation of transcription by RNA polymerase II; meiotic cell cycle
Cellular component (GO): nuclear chromosome
Molecular function (GO): DNA-binding transcription factor activity; DNA binding
Source: RefSeq, a predicted model, not a curated record